Molecule: messenger RNA, 1551 nt
Organism: Planococcus citri (citrus mealybug)
Lineage: Eukaryota; Metazoa; Arthropoda; Insecta; Hemiptera; Pseudococcidae
Product: NADH-cytochrome b5 reductase 3
Exons: 7
Coding region: 200-1117 (305 amino acids)
Molecular function (GO): oxidoreductase activity; FAD binding
Source: RefSeq, a predicted model, not a curated record
CUUGUCUAAUGUCGUAAUGGGUUAUUCGGCAAUUCUAGCGGUUACGAUACAUUACGCUGAUCAUCGAGAUUAGUACACAACGACGUAUUUAACCAUCGAAACCGUGGUACGUUCGCACCCGCGACAAUCGUCAAGAAAUCAUCAGUUCCUCGGCGAAUUUUGCUAAUAGAAGAUCUGCAACUCGGCUCGGUAGGCGAAAAUGUUUCCCAAUUGGAGUUUUGGAGUAACGUCCAUGUUGAUUGGACUCGGUGUCAUCAUAUCCACCGGUUACUUGAUAUUUCUCAACCAGAAAAAAAAGCAGAAGCUUCUGCGUACUUUAGUCAAUCCUGAUGAAAAAGUCUCGCUACCUCUAAUGGAAAGAGAAGUCCUCAGUCACGAUACGAGAAAAUUCAGGUUCAAGUUGCCAUCGGAAAAACACGCCUUAGGAUUACCUAUUGGAAAACAUGUCUAUGUGAGUGCAAAGAUAAACGAUGAAUUGGUGAGCCGAGCUUAUACACCGGUUACUUCUGACGAAACUCUCGGACACGUAGAUCUUGUCAUCAAGGUUUAUUACAAGGACACACAUCCCAAAUUUCCAGCCGGAGGUAAACUUAGUCAAUAUAUCGAUAAUAUGAGCCCCGGAGAUACGAUUGAUUUCCGUGGACCGUCCGGUAAACUGGAAUAUCUGGGUUAUGGAGUCUUCAGUAUUCGUGUCAGAAGUAAAGAUCCUCCGAUUAGAGUACAUGCCAAAAAACUAGCUAUGAUUGCUGGCGGUACCGGAAUUACACCGAUGUAUCAGUUGAUUCGUCACAUUACGCAAGAUCCUAAAGAUGACACUAAGCUAUCGUUACUUUUUGCCAACCAAACCGAGGGAGAUAUUUUAUUACGCGAUGAAUUGGAACAAGUAGUUAAAGAACAUCCCGAACAGUUUAAAAUUUGGUACACCGUCGAUUCACCUACCGAAGGUUGGGAAUACAGUUCGGGUUUCGUUUCAUCCGAAAUGAUCGCGUCUCAUCUUUACGGUCCUGAAAGCGAUACUUUGGUUUUAAUGUGCGGACCUCCUCCGAUGAUUAAUUUCGCCUGCUUGCCUAAUUUAGAUAAAUUAGGCUAUAGCCAAAAACAACGUUUCGUUUAUUAAAUUGAUUUUUCUUUUUCUUCGGAGAAGACGCUCAGGUGAUCAUUCUGCGUGAAUUCAUGAUCAUUCCUCGACUAUUUUUUUCUCCUAGAAUCCGAUAUUUUUAUUUAAUCUACGUGUAUCGGCGAUACAGAUUUAAUAUAUUGUCUGAAAAUUAUUUUUAAGAGUACGUGAGUUCCUUAAGCGAAAGAUAGGUAACUUGAAUUGCUUUCAUCUAACGGUGUGAAUAACAAGCAGGCCUUGACUCUUGAUACGUUGUCGUUGGCGGUUAUUCGAUUGACCUAGCCGGUGGUUCGGAAGUCGUUUCGUAUAUAUAUCUGGAGCACAUUAUCAUUCUGCAUGAUUUAUAUUGUAUCAUUUAUACUUAACAUAUUCCAAGUAUUCUAUAAAUAGGGUCUAAUAAUCCGACAAUAAUAAAGGUGUUACCGCGUGUGUAA